Glossina fuscipes is the source of this 1004-nucleotide messenger RNA. RefSeq names its product S-formylglutathione hydrolase. The coding region runs from base 75 to 929 and encodes 284 amino acids. Gene Ontology annotation, cellular component: cytosol. The record is from RefSeq and is a predicted model, not a curated record. Lineage: Eukaryota; Metazoa; Arthropoda; Insecta; Diptera; Glossinidae. Gene Ontology annotation, molecular function: S-formylglutathione hydrolase activity. The transcript has 2 exons. Gene Ontology annotation, biological process: formaldehyde catabolic process.
ACAAAACGAAACAAUCUACAGAAAAUUGUUUACAUAUAGAAAAAACAAAGCAAAAGAAUUUAAAUCUGUGAAAGAUGUCAGUAAAACUUCUAUCCAGCAAUAAAUGUUUUGAGGGGGAGCAACGUAUUUAUUCUCAUUUUUCUAACGUCUUGGGAUGUGAGAUGAAAUUUGGUGCAUAUGUGCCACCAGCAAAUCUGGAGGAUAAUGUAACAUGCCCAGUUUUGUUUUAUCUCAGCGGUCUAACUUGCACUCAUGAGAAUUUUAUACAAAAAUCUGGUAUGCAACAAUAUGCCGCUAAAUAUGGGUUAAUAGUAAUUAAUCCAGAUACAUCGCCGAGAAACUUGGAUAUACCUGGUGAAGAGGAUUCCAAUGAUUUUGGCACGGGAGCUAGUUUUUAUAUUAAUGCCACGCAAGAACCAUGGUCGAAGAAUUAUCAAAUGUUCUCAUACAUUACUGAUGAACUGGUGCAACUAAUAAAUCAAAAUUUUCCUGUAAUACCAACAAAAAAAGGUAUAUUUGGGCAUAGUAUGGGUGGACAUGGUGCUUUAAUAUGUGCUUUGAAGAAUCCUGGACUGUAUCAAUCGGUUUCCGCUUUUGCGCCAAUCGCCAAUCCAGUGGGAUGUCCUUGGGGUCAAAAGGCUUUUAAAGGUUACUUAGGGGACAAUCAGGACUUAUGGAAACAAUGGGACUCUACCUAUCUGGCUGAAACGUACUCCAGCGGUCCAAUAGAGUUAUUCAUAGAUCAAGGCUGCAACGAUAACUUCUUAAAGGAAAAACAGUUGCUGCCUGAAAACCUGUUACAAGCAGCAUCGAGUAAUGACCAUUUGCAAACAAUUUACAAACAACGUGCGGGAUAUGAUCACAGUUACUAUUACAUAGCAACGUUUAUAGGCGAGCACAUAGCAUACCAUGCCAAAUUGCUUAACUGAAGUCAAUAAACAUCUAUUGCUUUUAAAUAUCUUACUCUAAAAUUAGUUUAUUUGUAUAUGCAAGCAAAUGGUCGC